Messenger RNA from Penicillium samsonianum, 513 nucleotides. RefSeq names its product putative dUTP diphosphatase Dut. The record is from RefSeq and is a predicted model, not a curated record. Bases 1 to 513 code for a protein of 170 amino acids. The transcript has a single exon. Lineage: Eukaryota; Fungi; Ascomycota; Eurotiomycetes; Eurotiales; Aspergillaceae.
AUGAUCCUCCCUGGGCGCUCUCUCAUCACCCGCUCCAUCAUCCGCAAUGUCAAAUAUCCCACACUGCAGGCCCAGCCCUGCGGUGUAGACCUCACACUAAAGCGCGUUCUCAAAUGGACGUCGCCCGGAAUAAUCGACUUGGAUAAUCAACUCCGGCAGCCGGCCUCGACUGAAGAGAUACAUUUUCCCUCAUCAAAGCAAAAUACAAACCCAUAUUUAGAUCUCCCGCAGGGUUCUUACCUUGUGGAAUUCAACGAGACCGUCUCCGUUCCUCUGGACCUGAUGGGCGAGAUUUUCGUUCGCAGCUCAUUAUUUAGGUCCGGGGUGACGAUACAUGCUGGUGUUAUGGAUAGUGGGUAUGAGGGGGCUGUCGGGGCAUUAAUGCAGGUCGUCAAUCCCACGGGGUUGCGGCUGUAUCCAGCUGCGCGUCUGGCGCAGUUUGUGUUCCACCAGAUGAGUGAGAAGGUUGAGGGUUACAAUGGAGUUUAUCAAGGGAUGACAGCUUUGCAAUAG